CAGGAUGAACGUAGGCACGGCGCACAGUGAGGUGAACCCCAACACGCGGGUGAUGAACAGCCGUGGCAUCUGGUUGUCCUAUGUGCUGGCCAUUGGGCUGCUCCACGUCGUUCUGCUCAGCAUCCCCUUCGUGAGCGUCCCUGUUGUCUGGACCCUCACCAACCUCAUCCACAACAUGGGCAUGUACAUCUUCCUGCACACAGUGAAAGGGACACCGUUCGAGACCCCGGACCAGGGCAAGGCAAGGUUGCUGACCCACUGGGAGCAGAUGGACUAUGGAGUCCAGUUCACAGCUUCUCGGAAGUUCUUGACCAUCACACCUAUUGUGCUGUACUUCCUCACCAGCUUCUACACCAAGUAUGACCAAGUCCAUUUUGUCCUCAACACUGUGUCCCUGAUGAGUGUGCUCAUCCCUAAGCUGCCCCAGCUCCAUGGAGUCCGGAUCUUUGGAAUCAAUAAGUACUGAAGGCGCAGCACCCCUUGCUCAAGAUGUCAGGGGUUGGGUAGAAGGCCUGUGCUACGAUGCAGAAGACAGAAGGCUCCUCUGGACACUGCCAGAGAUGGGGGCUGAGCCUCUGGGCCCUAGACCCUCCCUUGCUUCCCCCAGUAGCCGACUUGGAGUAGCUUGUAGUGGGGUUGGGGUGAGCCCUCCCCAGGGCUCUGACCCUUUCCGAUUUUUUUGAUCUUUUCCUUUUGCCUUUUGAAUAGAGACUCUCUGGGGGUGGUCACGGAA
Messenger RNA from Elephantulus edwardii (Cape elephant shrew), 733 nucleotides. It is a transcript of the gene ORMDL3, whose product is annotated as ORM1-like 3 (S. cerevisiae). Gene Ontology annotation, biological process: ceramide metabolic process; negative regulation of ceramide biosynthetic process; intracellular sphingolipid homeostasis. Gene Ontology annotation, cellular component: endoplasmic reticulum membrane. NCBI's taxonomy places the organism in Eukaryota, Metazoa, Chordata, Mammalia, Macroscelidea, Macroscelididae. The record is from RefSeq and is a predicted model, not a curated record. Bases 5 to 466 code for a protein of 153 amino acids. The transcript is spliced from 3 exons.